GAUGUCACGAGUCGUGUGACGGAGGGUGUCACGAUGGUUCGCCGAAAGAUUGCGAGGCUUGCAAAGACGGAUGGGAAGAAUCGGAAGAGCAUGGAUGCACGGACAAAGACGAGUGUUCCUCGGGGGAUGUUUGUGAAUCAAAUAAAUACUGCGUAAAUACACCUGGCAGUUUUAAAUGCGAAGGUAAAUUCAACAGAAUAAAAUUUAUUCCGAAUAAGGAGUGCUUAAUAAUAACACACAAUUUAUAAAUUGUAUAUGUCGAAUCAAAUCUGAUUGGCAUCUUGCAAAACACAUUCAUUCAUCUUGUAAAACACUGCUGAAGAUGAAUCAGAUUUGAUUCAAAAUAUACAAUUUUUAUAAAUUGUGUGUUAUUAUUAUGCACUCCUAUUGGUUCUAAAACAUUGCUAUUGGUUAGUUGGCAAAAAUACAAUACGCACGUGACGAUGAAGGACCAGAUUUAUGAAUAAACGUUGACUAACAUAGAUAAUGAGUUAUAUUGUUAUUCUAAUGAGUUUCGCAGCCAUCUUCCCUUCGAUACGCUAUGUGUAGAAUAAGAUUAAAAUUAACAUUUGUGUAGCGCUUUUUUUUUCGUGGUUUGUCAGAAUUUUUUUCGGCAAUAUUUAUCCCGGGAAUGUGGGACUUUUUGACCUUCAAAAUUCCGCCUCAUCACCCGAUAAUAUGUGGGAAAAUUAAAACGAUGUAUAUUUUCUUACAGCCUGCGACAACUCGUGUGAGGAAAAUUGUACUGGACCAGGAAACACAGCCUGUUUAGCCUGUAAAACCGGUUAUGAAAUGAUUGAAAAUGAAGGGUGCAAAGGUAUCAGAGUAUGAAUUAGUUUGCCAAGUUAAUAAUUUAUAUAUUUGGGAAAUGAAUUUAAAUACACAUUCACACAAUUCUAUUAUAACUGUUGCUAAUUAGUUAUUGUCCUCACGUUUUCUACACACGCAAAAAUCUCACAUCUCUUCACAAGCUGUCGACAAGUUGUGUUCGCACUGCUUGUUCCCAGUUGUUGUAUCAAAUUUGAAACAAGCUGUUAACAGCUUGUAACAAGCUUGAUGGCAUUAUCAGACUUGUUACAAGGUUGUUCUAACAAGUCUGAUACAGUUAUGACAUAACAAGAAUGUUACCAGGUUGUAACAAUAUUGUUAUAUCAUGACUGUAUGGGACUUGUUGGAACAACCUUGUAACAAGUCUGAUAAUAUAAACAAAGUUGUUACAACUGUUCAUACAAGUUGUUCCAUACUUGUUGACAACUUGAGACAAGCAGUGCGAACGCAACUUGUUGACGACUUCUCAGAACAACCUUGCAACAAGUCUGAUAAUAUCAGCAAGGUUGUUACAAGUUGUUAACAGCUUGUUCCAAACUUGUUGACAACUUGUUGAUGGCUUGUUGGCAGACUUGCUGCUACAAAUGCAAAAAUCUCACAUCUUGUAGCAAGUCUGUAAACAAGUUUGUAACAACCUUGUUACAAGGGUUAUCAGACUUGUUGCAAGGUUGUUCCAACAAGUCCCAUACAGUCAUGAUAUAACAAUAUUGUUACAACCUUGUGUCGUCAACCUUGUAACAUUCUUGUUAUAUCAUGACUGGACUGCAUCAGACUUGUUAGAGCAACCUUGUAACAAGUCUGAUAAUGCGAACAAGCUUGUUACAAGUUGUUAACAGCUUCUUUCAAACUUGUAUACAACAACUAGGUACAAGCAGUGCGAACACAACUUGUCGACAGCUUGAGAACAGAUUUGUAACAACUUGUGCGUUUUUACGUGUGUACAAGAUGCGAGAUUUUUGCGUGUGUCUUUGAAGAGCUUUUCAAAAUAAUACGAAUGUAGUACGAUGUAAUCUGACAGAUGUCCAUUUCCUUUAGACAUUGACGAGUGUGCUGACGAGAGUACCACCUGUGAAGAUGGCAAAUAUUGUGAUAACAAUCCUGGAUCCUUCGCGUGUUUGGACUGCGAUAAAGCUUGUUCGCAUUGCUCGAGUGCUGGUACAGAGAAAUGUUCCGCUUGUAAUGCUGGUUUUCAGUUGACCGACAAAGGAUGCGAAGGUAUGGUCGCGGUAUCCCUGGUUUGGUGGUAUACCAGAGCUCUGACUACUGAGAUGUUCGAGUUACCUGAUUGCGACACUAACCGCGGCCAGAAUUCAGGGACAUGGUUUAUUCUACACGCGUAAAAACGCACAAGUUGUUAUGCACCUAUCAAUGUUAAUCGGGCAUAUGUGGGGUAUUUGAUCAUCAAUUGCAUCCCCACCCUGGGGAUUUUGAUUAGCAUUUUGGCCCUGAGUUGGGGCAAUUUGAACCGAAUGACUUUUAUUAACAUAGUAUUUAUUGCAAUUUAUUGCAAAAUGGUGGGGCAUUUGACCAAUAUUUAUUGCCCGACAAUGGGGCAUUUGAUUGAAAAUUUGCUCAAAAAAAUCAAAUGCCCCACCUAUGCCCGACCCCCCUCCCCCCCCCCCUCUGGGGCUUAACAUUGAUAGGUGCAUUACAGGUCUGCAAACCAGUUGUUACAAAUCUGUUCACAAGCUGUCGACAAGUUGUGUUCGCACUGCUUGUUCCCAGUUGUUGGAACAAGUUUGGAACAAGCUGUUAACAACUUGUAACAAGCUUGAUGGCAUUAUCACAAUUGUUAAAAGGUUGUUCUAACAAGUCUGAUACAGUCAUGAUAUACCAAGAAUGUCACAAGUUAGAUGACACAAGGUUGUAACAAUAUUGUUAUAUCAUGACUGUCAAUGCGAAUAUCCAAUCCAUAUUACAGAAUAGACUAUAGGACGAUCUAGGCUGACAGCUUCAUGUCCAUUUCCUUUAGACAUUGACGAGUGUGCUGAUGCGAGUACCACCUGUGAAGAUGGCAAAUAUUGUGAUAACAAUCCUGGAUCCCUCGCGUGUUUGGACUGCGAUAAAGCUUGUUCGCAAUGCUCGGGUGCUGGUCCUGAGAAAUGUUCCGCUUGUAAUGCUGGUUUUCAGUUGACCGAUAAAGGAUGCGAAGGUACGAAGAGUUAA
Paramuricea clavata is the source of this 2994-nucleotide messenger RNA. NCBI's taxonomy places the organism in Eukaryota, Metazoa, Cnidaria, Anthozoa, Malacalcyonacea, Plexauridae. The record is from the annotation of a GenBank genome assembly.